AUUUAUUUUAGUUUAGAAAUUAGUCAGACUCGUAAAGAGAAAAGGUGCGCGGACGUGCUUUUCGCGUCAUUUAAUCGGGGCCAAGCUUUUAAGUACUUGCUUAUCAGAGGUCAAGAACUGAAAGAAUGACCCGUGGAAAUCAGCGAGAGUUAGCACGAGCCAAAAAUAUGAAAAAAACUGUUAGAAAAUCUGCAGCUGAACAGGAAAGCAAUAAGGGUCUUUCAUUAGAACAACGAAAAGCACGAGACGCAGAACGAAUGAGAGAAAAACAACUGAAGAAACAGCAAGAGCAGCAAGAAAAAGUCAAGCAAGCUACAAGAUAAUUUCUUCUGUUAUAAGAUGUAAAUUGUUCGACUGAAUUCAAGAAUAAAAUUUUAAGUAUGGUUUCAAAUUCUUGAUUAUGAAGUAUCAAGGCUAUGCUUAAUGUGAGUGCAUAAAGAAUUUAUAGUGUUUUUAAUUAUAGAAAAUAUCUUCAGACUGUAUAUGCAGUAUAUAUUACAAAACUAGGUUCAAGUAAUCAUGUUACUUAGUUUUGCAAAAUAGUUAGUGUGUAUAAAAAUAUUGUUAUCUAUACUAUAAUGGUUAAAGAAAAUGCGCAUUUGACUUGUUCAUCUAGGUAUAAGGACAUUAAUUAACUAUAAGAGUAAUUAUAGUACUAAUUUUUAAGUUGUAAAUUCAGAUUUUCAGUUAUUUAAUAUGACAUAUAAGUGAUUCAUAAAUUACAUACUAUGUAAAGAAAAUAUAUACAUUUGUGUUUGGCUCAUAAUAAAUUGUUUAAUUUUAAAAUAAA
Messenger RNA from Frieseomelitta varia, 790 nucleotides. RefSeq names its product putative SERF-like protein. Bases 126 to 323 code for a protein of 65 amino acids. NCBI's taxonomy places the organism in Eukaryota, Metazoa, Arthropoda, Insecta, Hymenoptera, Apidae. The record is from RefSeq and is a predicted model, not a curated record. The transcript has 3 exons.